AAAUUGUAGCCGUUGGAGGAGCGAGCGAGAAGCUCCAACAUCCGUCGCUUUCUCCAGACAAUAAUUUUGAUUUUUGUUUUGGGUAUUUCUCGAAUCAAUUCUUCUUUUUGGAUAUUUUUUCUUGGAUUUUUUCUAAAUCUAAUUAAUUUUUAUUACAAAAUAUCUCUGUUUUUUCUUCUUCUAUAAACUCUGCAAUCGUUUCUCUCUCUCUCUUUCUAUUUGAUUCGGAAAUCUCCUGUUUCCAGAUUUUGAGUUCUCUCUCUCACUUUUCCGUGUUCGUUGUUGUUUCGAUCUGAGACUCAUUCUUCUUCUUGAAUCGUUUAUAGUAUCCAUUUGUGAAAAGUUUCCUAUUUUGGAUCAUAAAAAUUAUUAAUUGUUUUUCUGAUUUGUCGACUUGUCUUAGUCGGCGUAAUAUUGAGAGGAGGAAAGGAGUGGCUCAUAUACUUUUCCCAUAUUCCUUCUUCUCUCAUAUAAAUAUAUAUAUAUAUAUAAGCAUUUAUUUUCUCCUGUCUUUCUGUUUGGUACACUACACGGUAUUAAUUUUCGUGGGAAAAUAAAAAGAGAAGGGAAAAAAGGUUGAGGAAAGCAGGAUCACAGGAUUUUCGCCGAUCCUUGCAAACCCACCUGGUAAAAACCGUUUCUUUUCCCUCCAUUAGCGAAAAUAAGAGUUUUUAGUUAUCGGGCAUUUGUGGGUUUUACUUUGUUUUUUUUCCCUUUGAUAUUUUCUCGGGAAAAUGAUGGAACAGAUGAGUUUUUCUAAGUGGGUUUUGGUUUUAAGGCUAUGGGGUAGCUUCUUCUUCUUCUUCUUGGGUCUCUUUGGUUUUGGUGUUGUUGAAGGACUUGGUGUGAAUUGGGGGACUCAGGCUACUCAUAAACUGCCCCCCAAAACUGUGGUCCAGAUGUUGAAAGACAAUGGUAUUCAAAAAGUGAAGCUUUUUGAUUCAGAAGACUCCACCAUGACUGCUCUGGUUGGGAGUGGUCUUGAGGUUAUGGUGGCUAUUCCCAACGAUCAGCUUCAGGCCAUGAACAGCUAUAAACGAGCUCAAGAAUGGGUUAAGAGAAACGUAACUCGUUACAACUUCAGUGGAGGAGUUAACAUCAAAUAUGUUGCAGUUGGCAAUGAACCUUUCCUAUCAUCGUACAACGGUACAUUCCUAAAUAUCACCUUCCCGGCCCUUGAAAAUAUUCAAAAGGCACUCAAUGAAGCUGGGGUUGGAGAUUUUAUAAAAGCAACUGUGCCCUUAAAUGCAGAUGUGUACAACUCACCAGAAAACAACCCUGUUCCAUCUGCUGGAAGGUUUCGACCUGAUAUCAAUCAAUUGAUGACACAGAUAGUCCAGUUCCUCGACGCAAACAAGGCACCUUUCACUGUAAACAUUUAUCCAUUCCUGAGCCUUUAUGGGAAUGACAACUUCCCAUUUGAUUUCGCCUUCUUUGAUGGUGCAAGCAAUCCCGUUGUCGAUGCAGCUACAGGAAUCCAAUACACUAAUGUGUUCGAUGCGAACUUUGACACCCUGGUGGCAGCUCUGAGAGUAGCCGGAUAUGGAAACAUGCCCAUAUUGGUUGGAGAAGUAGGCUGGCCAACCGAUGGGGACAAGAAUGGCAAUGUUGGCAAUGCUUUUAGAUUCUACAAUGGUCUUUUACAAAGACUUGCAAGUAACAAGGGCACCCCACUGCGCCCUGGAUACAUUGAAGUUUACUUGUUUGGACUCAUUGAUGAGGAUGCUAAAAGCAUAGCGCCAGGAAGUUUCGAGCGCCACUGGGGGAUUUUUAGGUACGACGGGCAGCCUAAAUUCGGGCUUGAUCUUUCUGGUCAGGGUCAAAACAAGCUACCUGUGCCUGCUCAGGAUGUGAUGUAUCUUCCCAACAAAUGGUGUACGUUUAAUCCAAAUGCCAAGGAUUUGAGCAAACUCGCAGAUAACAUAAACUAUGCCUGCACCUUCUCGGAUUGCACAGCUCUCGGUUAUGGUUCCUCUUGCAACAACUUGGACGCCAAUGGAAAUGCUUCGUACGCGUUCAACAUGUACUACCAGAUACAGAAUCAGGACGACAGAGCUUGUAACUUCGAAGGUCUUGCCAUGGAGACCACACAGAAUAUUUCACAAGGAACUUGCAAUUUCAUCAUCCAGAUUCAAUCUUCUUCUGCAUUUUCGAUUAGACCCUCUUCGAUUGCUUCGAUAUUUUUGACCAUUUUUACAUUUGUUGCUAGAGAUAUUCUUAGCUCUUUGUAGAGAGAUAUGAUGUAUCAUAUCUAUUGGCAGAUGCUCUCACUGUCUUUGUUAUAUUAUUAGAUAGUUUUAGCUUCCAUGGAUGAUGAUGAUGAUGAUGAUGAUGCUGAUGUUAUUGUUUUUGGAGAUAUUUUUAUUACUUGACAGAUUUAUUUAUUGUCAUUCAUAACUCACAAGCAUGAGAAUUCAAGGCAGUGGGGGCCAUGAAUGGUGGUGCUGCUAUUGGUAAGAAAAUAAUAAAACAUUAUCAUUAGAUUACUCAUUA
Humulus lupulus (European hop) is the source of this 2493-nucleotide messenger RNA. Its product is annotated as glucan endo-1,3-beta-glucosidase 8-like. Gene Ontology annotation, cellular component: plasma membrane. Gene Ontology annotation, molecular function: hydrolase activity, hydrolyzing O-glycosyl compounds. The transcript is spliced from 2 exons. Lineage: Eukaryota; Viridiplantae; Streptophyta; Magnoliopsida; Rosales; Cannabaceae. Bases 735 to 2231 code for a protein of 498 amino acids. Gene Ontology annotation, biological process: carbohydrate metabolic process. The record is from RefSeq and is a predicted model, not a curated record.